AGCGUUCCUCGUACAUUUCACUUGUCGACUAACAGCGGUUGCGAACGAACGCGCCCGCCCGUCACGCGAGUUCCCGCGCUCCGAAACUUUUUUAAAAAAUAUUUUCAAAUUGUAAAAAUGUUCCAAAGCGACGUGACUUAAAAUCAAUAGAAACUUUUUGGAUAUAUUUGUUUUUAUAAUUCUGGAUUUUAUUAGAGUUUUUGCAUAUUUUUUUCUGACGUGUGAAGUUUUAAAACUAUUAUUUGUUUGUUUAUUAGUGAGUUUGUACUGACAAUGUUCCUUUGACGCUGUGUAUCAACUGUUUUGAAGUCAAGGCGGCAAACUGAGGAGCAUAUUUUGUCAUCAAAAAUCCCGCCACAUGAAGCCACAUCCUGCAAACUGUUGAUGCAACCCUGUUAUGAAAAGGAUUAUGGCACCAGACAUCAUGCUUGAGGACUUUGAACAGCGGCCGACGCCGCGCACGUCAUACUUCACCGCAGCGUUCCCACCUGAUGAUGACCAUGGCCCCAUCAAGAACGCUACUAACACCACUGGCGAGCUUAAUAUUUAUUAUUUUUAUGAUUCGAUCCAGUUCACGGUAAUGUGGGUGCUGUUCGUCGCGAUAGUGGUGCUCAACGCGUCGGUAAUCGCCGCCCUGCUCUGCACCAACGCCAGGAAAAGCCGCAUGAACUUCUUUAUCAUGCAGCUUGCUAUCGCUGAUCUCUUCGUCGGCCUAAUCUACGUGUUCCCGGAUAUAAUUCAGAAGAUUACCAUAGCGUGGCUAGCUGGGGAGUUCAUGUGCAAAACCGUGAAAUUCUUACAGGCUGUGGUGAUGUACGCCUCGACGUAUGUGCUGGUAGCGUUAAGUAUAGACCGGUGCGACGCCAUCACUAAUCCUAUGAACUUCUCGGGCAGUUGGAAUCGAGCCCGAGCCCUCAUAGUGUCAGCCUGGUUGAUCAGCAUAGUCUUCUCAAUUCCACUCCUUAUAUUAUACGAAGUUAAAGAAGUUCAAGGUCAAAUGCAAUGCUGGAUAGAUCUGGGAACUCCCAGAAGGUGGCAGAUCUGGAUGUCCCUGAUCUCCAUCAUGAUUUUCGUCCUACCCGCGUUGACGAUAGCAGCCUGCUACGCUGUGAUAGUCCUCACUAUAUGGACGAAGAGUAAAGCUGUCGUCAUGAGCCCGCCUAUUAAUUCUAGGAGAACUAAGACUUUGAGGAAUGGUCAGAUCGAAAGCGACCCGGAUUCAAGGCGCGCUAGUUCUAGAGGACUAAUUCCUAGAGCAAAGAUCAAAAGUGUCAAAAUGACAUUUGUUAUUGUUUUCGUGUUCGUGCUAUGUUGGUCUCCAUACAUCGUGUUCGAUCUCCUACAAGUGUAUCAGCACAUACCACCGACGCAGACCAACUUGGCAAUAGCUACCCUCAUCCAGAGCCUCGCACCUUUAAACUCAGCAGCAAAUCCUUUGAUAUGCUGCAUGUUCUCUCCUCAUAUUUACACUAGCCUCAGACGGGUUCCGCCUUACAAAUGGUUGUGGUGCGGCCGACGACGUAAGCGACAUGCGAGAGGGACCGUUCGCUCAAGAUCCGACUCAACAGCCAACUCUGAUCUGCUUAGUUCCACCCACGCGAGGAGGUCACACUCCGUUGCAACUAUUCUAAACCGCGGCCGCAGCAGCAGUAUGUCUCGUCCGCCAGUGGACGCGCGUCGCACACAGCUGUUAGUGCUGGUGACAACGCGCGACUGACAGCGCGCCGUGCUGGACGUGCCGGCGCGGGACGUCAUGCUCUAGCGGCCCCGAGGCGUGUGUCAUACACGCCAACCGCGAAUACAAUGCGAGUAGAUAAGUCUACGAAGAUUGUAUCAAGUGUUCUCUCUUCCUAUUUUAGUGUAUGUAAAUGUAAAAACCGACAUGAAAAAUUUCCUUUUUAUAAUGCUCCUGCUUCACUUGUGUAUUAACUGACAAGGCAUCAUGUGGAAAUGGGUUACGUGAGGAAAAUAAGGGUUAAUGCAGGUGACACAGGAGCAUCAGAGAAAAUCAAGCGUAAAACAUCUUCAACAUGUUAAAAUAAAUAGAAAAAAUUGUGGUUGUUAAAAGUCACAAAUAGUGCCACAAAUAGAGGAAGAGGACAUUAUAAUCGGAUAUGAUCUUCUGUAUUUCAAUGGCUGUUAGAGCAUUUCAAAGAACAUGGACUAGUGUAGUUGCAUACGAGUGAAAAGACUAGAAGAAGUGUUGUGCUUAAUUCUAGAGGUUAUUUUGAAAAGAUUCCAUCUUGAUAAGAGGAAAGAGAAUGUAUAUUGAGGCUAACUUGUGCCAUUGCCUGUAGGAACUAAGCAUUGACCCUACAAGAGUUUUAUGAACAAAUUUUUUUGACCAUGCCUUUUCUAAUAAUUAUGUGGUACCAGGUAAAAUCUAGUCAAACAUCGCUUAGUUUUUAUGAAUAGUUCUUACUUGCUUAUUGUAGAGGCAGCAGCAUUUAUUUACUCAUUUAUUGAUUAUUUAUAUACUUAAGGGUUUAUUCAAAACAGUCCUUAUUUUUGCCAAAAACACAAUUUUUCACUUUUUAUAGAUCUCUCGUCUAAAAAGAUUUUUUUGGAGAUAGAAAAACAUUGAAUUUGCUUGUCAGAAAAUAAGUAGGUAUCUAGUGAUUUUAUUACUUUUUUAAGCAUAAUGUUUAUUGUGGAAUGUAUAUUGGGAAGAGGAAUUUACUGAGAAAAAAUGCCAAAUUUGAAUCGGAUAGACGUAAGAUAAAUUAAAGUAAAUAUUAUUUCAAGAGUGAAAUGUAAGUAUAAGGAACUGAAAUUUUAUUAAAUUAUGAUUAAAAUUAUGUAAGAUAAAAUAAAAUUCAUAUUAUUAUAUAAACCUUAAUUUAAUUAGUACCCGUUUAAAAUAAGUAUUAUCGAGAUUUGUAAAAUAUAUUAUACAUAGUUAAAUUAUAAUCAUGUAAAUUGUAAAGAGGCUUUUAUCAAAAUGCGUAGUUAAAAUGUACAAUAUUUUUGUACUGUGAAUAAUAAUUGUAAAAAUGUCUAAAGUAUAUUAUUAGAAGCUAUUAAAUGUCGUAUCAGUGA
Helicoverpa zea (corn earworm) is the source of this 3039-nucleotide messenger RNA. RefSeq names its product cardioacceleratory peptide receptor-like (gene NGR-A26). Gene Ontology annotation, cellular component: membrane. The transcript is spliced from 13 exons. NCBI's taxonomy places the organism in Eukaryota, Metazoa, Arthropoda, Insecta, Lepidoptera, Noctuidae. Gene Ontology annotation, molecular function: vasopressin receptor activity. Gene Ontology annotation, biological process: G protein-coupled receptor signaling pathway. The record is from RefSeq and is a predicted model, not a curated record. Bases 398 to 1717 code for a protein of 439 amino acids.